This is a messenger RNA of Haliotis rubra (blacklip abalone), 2088 nucleotides long. Its product is annotated as monocarboxylate transporter 1-like. NCBI's taxonomy places the organism in Eukaryota, Metazoa, Mollusca, Gastropoda, Lepetellida, Haliotidae. The record is from RefSeq and is a predicted model, not a curated record. Bases 44 to 1774 code for a protein of 576 amino acids. Gene Ontology annotation, molecular function: monocarboxylic acid transmembrane transporter activity. The transcript is spliced from 5 exons. Gene Ontology annotation, biological process: transmembrane transport; monocarboxylic acid transport.
CAUAGAUAACGAGUGUAUUACUACACACAGUCGUUUUGAAGUUAUGGCAAUGAGUAAUGAUCAUGGAGAUGACGACAAAGGGAAGAGUGUGAAAACUGAAGUAAAACCUCCAGAAGAUGAUAACACAACCCUACCUAUAGACAGAGGAUGGGCUUGGGCGAUACUCGGAGGGUGUUUCCUGAAUGCUCUGCUGACGGGUGGAUACAACCGAUCCAUGGCGCUGUUCUUUGUGGAAUACCUUGAGAUGUUUGGUGCAUCUACCACGGAGACAACCCUUGUCCUUGGGGUGAAAGCGAUGACCAUCAGCCUAAUGUCACCGAUUGCUAUGAACGUUGUGCUGGAGUUCCUCGGAACGAGGAAGACAGUCUUGUUGGGCGGACUCCUCAAUGUGUUGGGUAUUCUCUCAGCCACCUUUGCGCCGAACAUACUGGUCCUUAUAUGUGUUCACAGUGUUCUUACAGGAAUGGGCAAUUCAAUGGCACACGCGCCUGGUAUUGUGCUGAUUGGAAAAUACUUCAAGAAAAGACGAGGCCUGGCUACAACAGCUGCGGGUUCAGCGAUGAGUGUAGCAGGUGUAUUCCCAAUACUUACUCAAUAUCUGCUGGACGAAUAUGGGAUACGAGGAACAAUGCUUAUAUACACUGGUCUAACUAUGAAUAUAUUUGUAGGGGCAUCCCUAUAUCGACCUCUUCACUUCUAUGAAAGAAGAGUGAAACCCGAUCGCAUGCAGGAAGAUACAGUGGACAGUGGUGGUGUUGAAGUGAGAGCGGUCAUCAGGAAUGAAGAUGCUACUGGAGCACACCAUGGCGGAGAGGACAUUCACGGUGGAAGUACCAGGAGUUGUAACGUUGUUGUUAAUGAUACCUGCAAUGGAUUCCUGGAUCCCCAAAUCGACGACGAUUCCUUCAGGAAAAGAGCACACUCUGAAGGUUCUAAAAAAAUCAUAAAGCAGUCUGUUUCCGAAUUUGAAAAAAUGGUAUACACAAGUAACCCAGACCUCGUGAGUCUCCCAAUAAUCACACCCAAACAGUUGGAUGCAUCUGAAAGGGACAUACGUGUCGAUGAUCGAAAUCACAGAAAAUCCGCAAUCGCUAGAAAUAUUCGGAAGGUUUUCAAAGCAUUUGACUUUUCUUUAUUUAAGAAUCCAAUGUUUCUUCUCAUUGUGGCAUUUUGUUUGUUCGGUGUUGUUGUGAGACACAUUGUAACCUACCUCCCGGCACAGAUGAAGGAAAUGGGACUCAGUCAGUCUGAUGCAGCCUUUCUGCUGCUCAUCUCUGGAAUUCUGGACUUCUUUUGUCGACUGUUUUAUGGUUUUGUAGCUGAUCUUGGAUAUCUUCGUGUCUCUCGAAUCAUGGCUUUUGGCCUUUUGAUCGUAGGAGUGGCAUCACAGUUUAUAAUGUUCUACACCACAUAUCCUCUUCUUGUAGCCUACUGUGUAGUGGUUGGCGUCUUCGGAUGUGCCGUCCCGUGCCUUUUUCCAUUGCUAAUAGUGGAUUUUAUGGGAAUCGACUGUAUGGCAAAGACUAUAGGAUUUACAGUGUUAUUCCAAGGAUUUUCAGCUGCACUGACACAUCCAAUUUUAGGUGCAUUACGUGACUUGAGCGGAUCCUAUAUACCCUGUUUCCAGUACCUUGGUGUGUCAUCCUUCUUUUCCGCAGCACUGCUGCUAUGUGAGCCUCUUGUACGACGUUAUGCAGCAAAACACCCACAAGCAUCACCAUCAAAGGAUGAGGAAUGUCUUGAACCACUGAAAGAGGCAAAUGAAGUGAAGUGAAUGCAAUAUUUUUUAAUGGAAGUGUACAUGCUAUCUUGAGCUCAUGGAUUCAAAAAAAAUCAGCAAUUCGGGUCCUUCGCUCGAAAAGUUAAGUCUUGAUAUUUGAAGCAGCUUGACAGUAUUUACGAAUCACCUUCGGGCCUUGUCCCAAGUCAAGCUUUUGAAAGGACUAUUUAAACGGAAACAGACACUCUAAAUGCAACAUCAACAGGGUAAGGGUAAAAUGUCUAAGCAUCAAUGGUAAAUUAAAUCCUUGCAGUUUUGUUUCAUGUCAAUCAAAUACCAGUUAAAUAAAAUUUUGCAAAGUAUAGCAA